GAGAAUAUUGGAGAGAAUUGUGAUGAAAAAUGAGCCUAUGCCUAUAGCAAUCCAGCAUCUUAUGCCUCGGUAUGACUCUCCUUUCGAGCCAAGGCCAACUAUAAUUGCUUAUCAUCAUGAUGACACUGCUCUCAAACAAGAAAAGUCUUUUGAAUCAAGGCCAACUGCAACUUCUUAUCGUGAUAAUAAAGUCAGUCUUAAAGGAGAAAAGUUUUUUGAAUCAAGGCCGAGUGCAACUGGUUACCAUCAUGAUGAUGUUAGUCUCAAACAAGAAAAAUCAUCCUUUACUAAAGAUUUCGAACCAAGGCCAAUUGCAACUUCUUACCGUGAUGAUGAAGUCAUGAGUCUUAAAGAAAAAAAGUCUUCUGAACCAAGGCCGACUAUAAUUGCUUACUAUGAUGGUGAUGUUGGCCUCGAACAAGAAAAAUCAUCCUUUACUAAAGAUUUCGAACCAAGGUCAACUGCAACUUCUUACCGUGAUGAUGAAGUCAGUGUUAAAGAAGAAAAGUCUUUUGAACCAAGGCCGACUAUAACUGCUUACUAUCAUGGUGAUGUUGGCCUCGAACAAGAAAAAUCAUCCUUUACAAAAGAUUUCGAACCAAUGUCAACUGCAACUUCUUACUGUGAUGAUGAAGUCAGUCUUAAAGAAGAAAAAUCCUUUGAACCAAGUCCGACUAUAACCGCUUACUAUCAUGGUGAUGUUGGCCUCAAAGAAGAAAAAUCAUCUUUUAAUAAAGAUUUUGAACCAAGACCAACUGCAACUUCUUACCGUGACAAUGAAGUCAGUCUUAAAGAAGAAAAGUCUUUUGAACCAAGGCCGACUAUAACUGCUUACUAUCAUGGUGAUGUUGGCAUCGAACAAGAAAAAUCAUCCUUUACUAAAGAUUUUGAACCAAGGUCAACUGCAACUUCUUACCGUGAUGAUGAAGUCAGUCUUAAAGAAGAAAAGUCCUUUGAACCAAGGCCGACUAUAACUGCUUACUAUCAUGGUGAUGUUAGCCUCAAACAAGAAAAAUCAUUUUUUACUAAAGAUUUUGAACCAAGGCCAACUGCAACUUCCUACCGUGACAAUGAAAUCAGUCUUAAAGGAGAAAAGUCUUUUGAACCAAGGCCAAAUGUUAGCAUGUACAAUGAUGAUAUGGCAAAGUCAUUGUGUGUCAUUUAAUUUUCUUGUUAACUCCUUCUGUGAACGCCCUUUCGUUGUUAUGUGGUUUAUGGAAUAAGGAUGGAUAAACAUUUGUACUAUAGUAUUUCUUGAGUUUAAUGUAAUGGUUGUUUCAUUAUGUGCAAAUUGUCUCUAUUCUUA
This is a messenger RNA of Solanum tuberosum (potato), 1306 nucleotides long. RefSeq lists its product as uncharacterized. The record is from RefSeq and is a predicted model, not a curated record. Bases 23 to 1165 code for a protein of 380 amino acids. The transcript has a single exon. Lineage: Eukaryota; Viridiplantae; Streptophyta; Magnoliopsida; Solanales; Solanaceae.